Messenger RNA from Chlamydomonas reinhardtii, 901 nucleotides. RefSeq lists its product as uncharacterized. The record is from RefSeq and is a predicted model, not a curated record. The transcript has 2 exons. Bases 410 to 733 code for a protein of 107 amino acids. NCBI's taxonomy places the organism in Eukaryota, Viridiplantae, Chlorophyta, Chlorophyceae, Chlamydomonadales, Chlamydomonadaceae.
GACGAUAUGCAUUACUGGAACAAGCUCUCGUAAGCAGGCAUGUGUUCACACUACUCCUGUUCUCACAUGCAAUUUCGGUGCACUCUGAGCAGAUAACGCGUUGAAGACCAUGCGUGCUUAAUGCAUAGACUGCUGGCGAACCCAGAGACAUUUGUAGUACGACCAGCUUCCGGGCCGGUUCUGCCAGCAGGUUCUGCUGCCACCGCAGCUCUUCACAAGACGUGCCUACUGCGGGCAGAGAGAGAGAGAGAGAACUUGGCAUAGUCCGUCGCACCUGCUAGGCGGUACUGCUUACAAGCACCAGCAGUGUUUUUGGCUGGCAUCCAUGUCCAUGGCGUCUGACUGCGUUCACCCGCUUCGACUCUUUGAACGUCUGCAACUUAUCACUCUUAAGCAGCACGUUGGGAUUAUGGAUGCGCCAUUGUCGUUGGUGCCGAUCGUUGGGCGGCCCGCAACAGGGGACUCUGAAAAGCAGCGGCAGCAUGCAAGCAAGCAAGUUCGUCCGCCGGGCGCCGGCGGACGGCCGCAGCCUCGUCGUAAGCGCGUGCUGGACCGCCACGUUACAGUCAGGCCUCUGGGUGAUGGCGGCGACUUCCCCUACCUCAGUCCAUCGCCUCCACAUACACACACGCGUACUCCCGCCUACCUGUCAAAGCCCGGCAAGGCACAGACCUAUCUACGUACCGCGCGCCGGCUGCGUGGUGAGGUGGAGCGAGCCACAACAAUACGGUAGUAGCACCCGCCGCCAGUAACGCACGGGAUCACGCCGCCGGCGCAUACCAUGCCCAUCCACUAGAUAGGUGAGUGAAUGGGGUUUAGGGUUUAGGGUCACAUUCAUUUCAAUGGCUGCUCUUUCUUGAAGGGCCAUCCAACGUACGGUAGGGGCCUCUGUCUCUACGCA